Colletotrichum truncatum is the source of this 6033-nucleotide messenger RNA. The record is from RefSeq and is a predicted model, not a curated record. NCBI's taxonomy places the organism in Eukaryota, Fungi, Ascomycota, Sordariomycetes, Glomerellales, Glomerellaceae.
AUGAAGGCAGCUCUGCCGCCCAUACCAACGCGCAAGAGGGCGCGAACAAUACGCAGAACGGGGGGCACGACAUCAGGCCAACCCUCUCCACUGCCAAAGGAAGACAGUGCCGCUGAAGAGAACAAGAAGUCCGAGGAAGAGGCGGCCUCAAAACCUGCCGAGGAGCCUGCCGAGGAGCGCGCGCUCGAAACUUCUCCCGAGGAUAAGCCUACCGAAGAGGUUGCUGCGCCGACCGACGAGGAGAAUAAUGCUAAAGACGAGACGCCAGCGUCAGCGGAAGAGGCACCGGCUCAAGCGCCUGCCGAGGAAGAAAAUGCUCCUGAAGGUGACGACUCCCAGCCACCAAGCGAAGAGACAGUGGCUGAAAAGAGCGUUGAGGAGUCCGCGAGCCCUGAAGAGACUCAACCUAGUGAGGACACACCCCCGACCGAGGAAGCCGCUCCACCGGUCGAGGAGGCCAUUAAAGACGAGUCGAGUCCUGAACAGCCUGCCGAGGACGCGGCUGAACCGGAAGAGAGUUCCGAGCCUGCGCCUACGAAAGAAGCUAGUGAAGAUGCGGCUCCCGAGAAACCCGAAGCCGAGGAGAGCGAAAAGGCCAUUGCUGAAGCUGAGGAGCCUGCUCCCGCAGAGGAUAAUGUGGUAGCCGAGGACACUGUCGAUGUCGCACCAGCUGAAGCAGCCGCCGAAACUGUAGAUUCUCCCACUGAUGAGCCUGAUGCCACGAAUGAAAGGUCUGUCGAAGAGGAGACUGUUGCCGCAGCGGAGGCAUCUACAGAAGACGCUCCGGUAGAGGAGACACCUGCUGUUGAAGAGGCGCCUGUAACGGAUGGUGUCAAAGACGAGGAAGCUCCAGAUGGCGAGACGGCUGCAGAUGAAGUAACGGCAACAGAGGCACCAACAGAAGAAGCUCCUUCUGAAGAAGCUCAGGCCGAAGAAACUACUGCUGAAGAAGCAUCAGCUGCAGAGGCUCCUGAGGAGAAAGCUCCCGCUGAGGAAGCACCAACAGAAGCCACUGCUGAGGAACCUGUUGUUGAGGAGACCCCGGCUGGCGAGACUUCUGCUGAAGAUGCCGCAGCUGAAGCUUCGAGUGAAGAAAAGCCAACAGAGGAGCCUCCCAAUGAUGAAGUUCCACCUGCGGAGACACCAACAGAAGAAGCUCCUGCUGAAGAGCAAGCUCCCUCUGACGAAAUUUCUACCGAGAAGCCUCCAGCUGAAGAGACAACAAAAGAAGAAGCCACUGCUGACGAAGCUCCGGCUGAAGAAACGGCAGUUGAAGAAAUACCUGCUGCUGAUGCUCCUACAGAAGAGGCACCAGCAGGAGAAGCUGUUGCUGAGGAGCCUGCCACUGCGGAACCUGUUGAAGAAGCGCCAGCUGACAAAGCUCCUGAAGAGCAAACCCCCACAGAAGAGGUUUUUACCGAAGAACCCCCAGCUGAAGAGGCACCAAUAGAAGCCACUCCUGAGGAACCUGUUUCCAAGGAGGCUCCAGCUGAUGAGACUUCAGCUGAAGAUGCCGCAGCUGAACCUUCCAGUGAAGAUAAACCAGCAGAGGAGACCCCCAAUGAUGAAGAUCCAUCUGCGGAAGCAGCAACUGUUCAAAAGGCCUCCGUUGAAGAGCCUCCGGCUGCUGAAGACGCUCCUACUAAGGAACAACCGGAAGAUGAGACACCAGCAGAGGAACCAACAGCAGAAGCUUCUACAGAAGAGGCAUCGACAGAAGAGGCGGUCGCUAAGGAAAUCCCCGCUGAAGAAGCUCCAGCCGAUGAGGCGCCAUCAGAGGAAACAACAGCAGACAGCGCUGCUGAAGCCGGUGAUGCUUCUGAGGAAAUACCCGUUGCUGAAGAGGCACUAGCGGAGGAGGUACCCAAAGAAAUCCCAACCACUUCUGAAGAUGUGUCUGCUGCAGAGACUAUAGAGGAAGAGGCACCACCAGAAGAAUCGGCUGCCGAAGAACCUCCCGCUGAAGAAACAUCCAAUGAAGAGGCUCCGGCUGAAGCGGGUGCCCCUGCUGAAGAACCCCAAGUCCUCGAAGCAUCCGUUCCGAAGGAAGAAUCAACAGUAGAAGCUCCAGCAGAAGAUUCAGUUGACGCACAAAAUCCAACAGGGGAAGAAGUCCUUGGUGGCGAGGAGGAACUAGCAGACAAGCCAGGCCCGGCUGAAGAUGCCCCGACGGAAGAGCCCUCAGAAUCGAAAGAGCAUGAAGACAGCCCUCCUGCUGGGGGCACCGAUACUGCCGAGAUCUUGGCCGAGGAAGCAAACCCUGAGGAAAUGAACAAUGAUCCCUCGGAAACGGAAGUAGAACAGUCUACCGAUCAAGUAACAGAUGGUGAAGUUCAAGAGACAACCAUACCUGAAGUUUCGUCAAAGGCUGUUGUCGAAGAGCCUAUCGGAGAAGAAGCUCCCACUGAAGAUGUCUCCGAAGAGCAGAGUGAAGAACCAUCAGCGGAGCAAGUUGAUGAUGCAGCCAAGUCAACGGAAGACCGAGACGUGCUUGAAGUGAAGUCGGAGUCUAUGGCCAUCGAGCCAGACCAUGAGGAGGCGGAUGUGCCGGACGAAGCGCCAAGCCAAGAACAUGCGACUACGACCGAUGAAACUUCAGCCCAAGCCGAGGUUCCUAGUCAGGCGGAAGAGACCUCUGCAGAAACUGAAGUCAAGCCAGAGGAGAGUUCGUCCACCCUGGAACCUGUUCCUGAAGCUGAGGCACCCGAAGAGGCUCACGAUCUAGAAGGGGGGACUGACAAUUCUCCAGCGGAGAACGCUGUUCCUGAAGAUACCACACAUGUCGAUGGUGGCGAUGUUGAGGCAGAGGCGUCUACAGAUGCACAAGAUACUGAAGGAGCCCCAGAUUCUGGUGAACCUCUCCAAGAGGAAGCUUUGGAAGAAGACGAAACUCAGAAGGCUGAAGAGGAGGCACCCACUAAGCAAGAUGAACCUGAUGAUCAGCAAACUACUAUUGAGGAUGAGUCUUCCACGUCGAAAGAACCUCCAAAAGAGGAAUCCUCAGACACGGUGGAGGCGGACACAUCGGUGAACGAGCAAGCUGAACAACAAAGUGCAGAUGAUGCCGCUCCAUCGAAUGCUCCAAUGUCGGCAGAUGCCGACGCUGCAGAUGAGUCGGACGUUCUGGACAAGUCUGAGGAGGUUGCCGAAGCUUCACAGAAUGAGGUACCGGUUGAUCAAGAUGCGCCUGCCGAAUCUCAUGAUGUCUCAGCUUCUGAGGGCCAAGAAAAUGAGACGGUCCAGGAUUCCGGACCGUCUCAGGAAGUUGAGGCAGUAGAUGAGGCCGAAAAGCAUGAAUCGCUAGACAGUCAAACUGCGAAUGAGCAAGACCUCGAAGGCGCAGAAGAUGACCAGCUCGUUGACACCACCAAGCCUAAUGAGGUUAUUGAUCUAGAAGACUCAGUUGCAGAAGUCGAGGCGCAACCCCAGCCUGAUUCGCAAGAGGAUCCAGCGGAAGUUAGUGAAUCACCCCAGACAACUCAAGAGGAGGAGCAUGUACCAACCACUGCCAGUAAAGAUCUUGAAGAUGGAGAUCCCGAACACAGGGACUCUUCACAUUCGGAUGGAGAAGAACUCGCUCGUGGUGUCCCUGACGCAGCUCAAGAAGAUUCCGCUUCUAGACCUUCUGACGCCCCCACCGACACCCCGACUGAUUUAACAGAAGCUGUUGAAGCUGAUGUAACGAAGGAGGCUGCAGACAAUGUUGAGACUCACGAGUCGGAAGACGCUAAAGUUGAAGAGGGGCAUGUUGCUGAAGGCGAUAACCAAAUUGUGUCCGUUGAUGUGGAGCAUGAGGUUAAAAACGAUGAAGUCGAUAAUUCUCCAAGUCAACUCGACGAGAAUGCAACGAAGGAGGUGCCCACGGACUCUGCAGAUGAGACAACGCCUGUGGAUAAUGAAGAUUCCGCAUCUAAAUUGGCAGAGUCUGCGCAGUAUGUGGAAGAUAACACAGCUGCAAAGGAUACGCACGAUGAAGAAGCGGAAAGUAAGCACGAGGACAAUCUGUCGCCAGAAGCAUUGGAGCACCAAGAGACCGAACAUGUUGAUGAGGCCUCGCAUCUCAGCCAGGAGGCUCAAGACGAAUCAAAGGAUGCAGAUGUGCACGAUGACCAUGACGAGGAACAAAAAGUCAUGAGUGCAGACUCCUUUGACCAGGAUAAGAUGGUGCCCGCUGAGACUGUGGAUGGGGAAGAUCAAGAGGAAAACACCAUGGGUGACGAAGAUGCAAAAGAGCACCAUGAGGCAGAAGUCGACGAACAUAGCGCUACGCAGAUCUCGGUUGAAGAUCCAUAUGUGCAAAAUGCUAGCUUCGAUGACUCUUACGUCCUCGAAGAAAAGCCCGACCUCUCCGUCAUCACUGAGCACACCGAACCUGCAACCUCGACCGCUGGAGACACAUCUGAGCUCGCUGCCAAGACCUAUGAUCCUCAGCAGCAAGAACGCAGCCUCUCUGAAGCUCCAGAUGUAGCCCUGGAUAGUUCAUAUGUAACCGAGCAUACGGAUAUGGACAUGGAUCAGAGCUACGAACAAGACCAAGAGCAUCAAGAAGCCUUCAAGCAGAGUGUUCCAUUGGCCAAUCCUGACGACAGUUUUUCAUCGACCAAGCAAGUCCAUUUCGAUGACGAGGAUGACAACCACUCGUCGCCUGUCCUCAGCGUUCGGGAAGAAAGCGAUGUCGAGGAAUUCGAUGAGACUCGGAAUAACCCCUUUGCGAGGCCCAACGCCGCAACCUAUGAGAUUCAAGCACGUCAGGCACAGCAAGAGGCAUUCAAUCCAUUUGCUCAGACAGCAGGGGUUGAGAGUUUCGGAUCGACUCGGGAGGCGUCACAAAACCCAUUCGCGGUGCGGACUGUCAGUCAUGAGAAAGAAACCGUUUCCAACCCGUUUGCCAGAAACACGACUAGUGCUGCAGACAACUUCUUGCGUUCUGCAAGUGCCUUCGGGAACCACUCAGAAGAGGACCAAGCUCGAGAUAUGCCAACCACCAACCCAUUUGCUAGGAGCACCUCAUCUACCGACCAAAGCUUCUUGCCGACAGCAAGCACUCUUGGACAGAUGAACACAACCCAGGUUGACGAGUCCUAUAACAACCCUUUCGCUCGGAGUGUCGGAUCUGACAGCAGCUUCCUUCCCACCGCAAGCACUCUCGGAAAUGCCCCAAUAGACGCCUCAUACAACAACCCAUUCGCGGCCGGGUUCAGCAGCACCGCGGGUGGAGAUGCCGAGCAAACAAGAUUCCACCAGUCUGUCGACAGCGGGGAACAGUGGGAAGACUCGGAUGAAGAUGGUGAAGAUCCAUUCAGCCUUGGUGCUGGCCAACUAGCCCAUAGCACCAGUCCCUUAACCUCUAGGUAUCUUGCACCAACACCACUGGAACCUAUCCAGGAGCGUUACAACAGCGAGUUGGAGGACAUGGAUUCGGACUCUGAGGAGACAGAGAGCCUAAGCACCUCGCAGCAACUACCCUCUGCACAGCCCCGAGCCCCUCCCCCUAUGCCAAGCAUUGCAGAAGGCUACAGUCAAGGACUUGAUGACUCCGAAGAAGACGGAGAACAAUGGAGUUCCAAUGUUCCCCAGUCGACUUCUCUUUCGUCUUCCCAGUACAGAGCGACGUCCCCAAUUCCCCCACCCCCUAGCGUAUUGAACUCACAAGCCAACUACGGCCUGCAACUGGAAGAUUCUUCAGAAGAGGAGCAGAAUGACUGGGAUUCAGCUUUUACACCUGUUCAUCCACCUCCUCCUCCGCCGCCACGCGCGGCAAGUUCACAGGGUCAUCAUAUUCAAGAGCAAUUGGACUCAAGUGAGGACGAAAUCCCCUACAAUGAAAAUAUCGCUCGACCUGACACCGGAAGUGAUGGUAUCAGCCAACAAUCCGUUCACAAGGAACAGCCUAUUGGAAACCAACAUGAUGAGGCCAGCCAGCCCGAUAGCCCAGCAGAGCCCGAUGCAAACAUCAUACACGGGGUCGGGACUCAGAAGCAGUCUGGAUCCUCAAAGUCAUCCAAGAGAAGAAGAAGGGGAAGAAAGCGAUGA